This is a messenger RNA of Peromyscus leucopus (white-footed mouse), 5465 nucleotides long. It is a transcript of the gene Brinp1, whose product is annotated as BMP/retinoic acid inducible neural specific 1. NCBI's taxonomy places the organism in Eukaryota, Metazoa, Chordata, Mammalia, Rodentia, Cricetidae. The transcript has 8 exons. Gene Ontology annotation, biological process: positive regulation of neuron differentiation; negative regulation of mitotic cell cycle. The coding region runs from base 440 to 2722 and encodes 760 amino acids. The record is from RefSeq and is a predicted model, not a curated record.
GCCCGGAGACCGCGGCGUACUUGGACUUCCCUCUCCAUUCGCCAGCCGCCUCUCUCCGGGUCCCCACGGCUGCGAACUGAUCUGGCGCGGGGGGGCAGGAGGAGGAGAAGAGCGCAGGCGAAGGAAAGGGCGAGAGAGCCAGAGAGCCGGAGGCAGAGGGAGUAGUGGCCGCCUUCCGGAGCCGGGAUUCAUGCCUGUCCUCGGGACCAGCCAAGGGGACUUUACGGCUGAGUAUGAGCCAGGCUGCUAGAAGCCAGGUACCCCCACGCCUGCAGUCCCCUCGCCGUUCCCGGUAUGCGAGCAGGACGCAGGGCUCUUCCAAGUUCCCACCGAGCCGAAUAAAAAGCGUCCUCCCGCUGCUCUCCGCCAAAGACGGACAUUGACUCCAGGACUCCACAGAAUGGAGCAAGAAUGAGAGGAAAAAGGCCGGCAGAAAAGCAUGAACUGGAGGUUUGUUGAGCUCCUCUACUUCCUGUUUGUAUGGGGCCGUAUCUCAGUGCAGCCCUCCCACCAGGAGCCAGCUGGGACAGACCAACAUGUCUCCAAGGAAUUUGAUUGGCUUAUUUCAGACAGGGGGCCUUUCCACCACUCCAGGAGCUACCUAUCCUUUGUGGAAAGACACCGUCAAGGAUUUACAACCAGAUAUAAAAUAUACAGGGAGUUUGCCCGUUGGAAGGUGAGGAACACAGCCAUAGAGAGGAGAGACCUGGUCCGCCAUCCAGUGCCCCUCAUGCCGGAGUUUCAAAGGAGCAUCCGUCUGCUUGGCAGGAGACCCACCACUCAGCAGUUCAUUGAUACCAUCAUCAAAAAAUACGGCACCCACCUGCUCAUCUCUGCUACAUUGGGAGGAGAGGAAGCUUUGACCAUGUACAUGGACAAAAGUCGCCUUGACCGGAAGUCAGGAAAUGCUACUCAAAGUGUUGAAGCUUUGCACCAGCUUGCAUCAUCCUACUUCGUCGACCGUGAUGGCACCAUGAGAAGGCUCCAUGAGAUCCAGAUAUCAACUGGAGCAAUCAAGGUCACAGAGACACGCACUGGGCCUCUGGGCUGUAACAGCUAUGACAAUCUGGACUCUGUGAGUUCCGUCCUUCUGCAAAGCACGGAAAGCAAACUGCACCUUCAAGGUCUUCAGAUAAUCUUCCCACAGUAUCUGCAAGAGAAGUUUGUUCAGUCGGCUUUGAGCUACAUCAUGUGCAAUGGUGAGGGAGAGUACGUCUGUCAGAACAGCCAAUGUCGCUGCCAGUGUGCUGAGGAGUUCCCACAGUGCAACUGUCCCAUUACCGACAUCCAGAUCAUGGAGUUCACGCUGGCUAACAUGGCCAAAGCCUGGACUGAAUCUUACAAGGACCUGGAGAAUUCAGAUGAGUUUAAGUCAUUUAUGAAGCGUCUCCCAAGCAACCACUUCCUGACCAUUGGUAGCAUCCACCAGCACUGGGGUAAUGACUGGGAUCUGCAGAGCCGUUACAAGCUCCUGCAGAGUGCCACUGAGGCUCAGAGGCAGAAGAUCCAGCGCACUGCCCGCAAGCUCUUUGGUCUCAGCGUGCGCUGUCGCCACAAUCCCAACCACCAGCUGCCUAGAGAGAGGACAAUUCAGCAGUGGCUUGCAAGGGUCCAGUCACUUCUCUACUGCAAUGAGAAUGGGUUCUGGGGAACCUUCCUGGAGAGCCAGAGGAGUUGUGUAUGCCAUGGUAGUACCACACUGUGCCAGCGUCCCAUCCCAUGCAUCAUAGGUGGGAACAACAGCUGUGCCAUGUGCAGCCUGGCAAACAUCUCACUCUGUGGCUCCUGCAAUAAGGGCUACAAGCUGUACAGAGGCCGCUGUGAACCACAGAAUGUGGACUCUGAACGGAGCGAGCAGUUCAUCAGCUUUGAGACCGACCUGGAUUUCCAGGACUUGGAACUGAAGUACCUGUUGCAGAAGAUGGACUCGCGUCUCUAUGUUCACACUACCUUCAUCAGCAAUGAGAUUCGCCUUGAUACGUUCUUCGACCCUCGGUGGCGCAAGCGCAUGUCCCUCACUCUCAAGAGCAACAAGAACCGCAUGGACUUCAUCCACAUGGUGAUUGGCAUGUCCAUGCGUAUCUGCCAGAUGCGCAACAGCAGCCUGGACCCUAUGUUCUUUGUCUAUGUCAAUCCUUUCAGUGGAAGCCAUUCAGAGGGCUGGAAUAUGCCCUUUGGGGAAUUUGGCUAUCCACGUUGGGAGAAGAUCCGUCUGCAAAACAGCCAAUGCUACAACUGGACUCUCUUGCUGGGCAAUCGGUGGAAAACUUUUUUUGAGACUGUCCAUAUUUACCUGCGUAGUCGGACUCGGCUACCUACCCUACGUAAUGAGACCGGCCAGGGCCCCGUGGACCUGUCGGAUCCCUCCAAGAGGCAAUUCUACAUUAAGAUAUCAGAUGUGCAGGUGUUCGGGUACAGCCUGAGGUUCAACGCUGACCUCCUUCGAAGUGCCGUGCAGCAAGUGAAUCAGUCCUACACACAGGGUGGUCAGUUCUACUCCUCUUCAUCCGUGAUGCUCCUCAUGUUGGACAUUCGGGACCGAAUUAAUCGUCUGGCCCCUCCUGUGGCCCCAGGAAAACCCCAGCUGGACUUGUUUUCCUGUAUGCUGAAGCACCGCCUGAAGCUGACUAACAGUGAGAUUAUCAGGGUGAACCAUGCCUUGGACCUCUACAACACUGAGAUCCUCAAACAGUCUGACCAGAUGACAGCCAAACUCUGCUAACCCGGGACCCUUUGCCAUGAACUUUCCUUUCUGUUGUACACAUACAACAGAAUAAAAUAAAGCAAAACAAAAGAAAACACAUACAAACACACACAAAUUUGUAAAAUGUAAUUAAUAUUCAAAAGAAAGGAGAAAAAAAUCUUCAUUUGUUGGAAACUAAAGUGUUCUAGCAACUGUAUAAAACUGUGGGGCAUGUCUGUUACUACUAUAUUCUGUCAUGAAGAUGGGUCUCAGACUUUUGUGGAGCUUUGAGGUGGUGGCUUAUUGGGCCUCAGGUGCUGUGUGGAGGGGGGGAGAAGGGGAGAGCAUAUGAAAUGAAUUGUAAAGACCUCUGCUGUGCAGGUGCUAAGAUUAAACACUAAAAGAGAAAGAAAGAGAUAUAUGUAAUGUACCUCUGACACUGCCAUUUUUCCUUGUGGGAGGAAAUGGACGUAGAUAAAGAAGAUAUUUCUUCGGUUAACAUUUCUUCCCUCUCUAUGCUUAAUUCUUUGUGCUUCUUUUGAUGCUUUGAUGGGUUGGGGGAUGCAAAGCAUUGCAGUCUUACCUAUAUGGCUUCUUUACUUCUCAAUAAAUGGAAGAUAAUGGAAGCUGGCUAAUAGGUGGGGCUGGAAGAACAUAAGCUGACAGAACUGUAGAACAGUGAAUAACUUUAGAUUAAAGUUAUUCUCAAACCCCUUAGUCUAGAAAUUAGGGUCAAAGGGAAACAGCAUGCUCAUGAAUACACCCAUAAUAACUGCCCCAAUACUGGUUUGAAUCUGACCUUCUGGUUCCCUUGCCCACAUACAUUCUUUCUAAGUACUGUGGACACUUUUGUGUUUUCUGCUCCAAAAGUUUUUACUAAAGGGUAAAAGAUUUCUCUAUCCAAGAUUGUAUUUGAUAGUUGUUUUGCUUGUGUAAAAUUUUUUUCCACCUACUUUCUCUAAGAAGAAAUAUAGUAUCAUAUUGUUCAGAAAUAUUUUCCCUAUUAAGGGUGUUUUUUUUUUAAUUUUAAUAUAGCCAAUGACCAAGUAAUAACAAUAAUAAUAAUGUAAGUUUUAGUACUGUGUUAGAAUACCAAAGGCUUCUCAAGUACUUUUUAAUUACUGUUGGAAUAACUUAGAAUACACAUGAGCACAAGUGCAUAUGCAUCAACCACUUGCCACACGUGUGUGCACAGUAUAAACACUGCCACUUCUUGUGAGGGACGUGGGUUUAGUAGCAUGAGAGACACGAGAAUGCAGGCUCUUCUCAAGGCACUUCUGUAGAAGAUUUGGGAGGACAUUGCUUAUUAGCCUUAGGGUAUCAGCAUUUGUUUUUCCACUGGAUAGUAUGGGGCAAGAGAUACUUGUCUGCAAUCUAGAUAGUCAUUUGGGCAUUGGGAGCGAAAUGCAGAAUCAUGAACGUGUACAGUGGAAAAUAGAAAUAUUCUGAUCUAAGUCAUCGCUGUUCACUCAUUGCUUGCCUGGACAGGAAACUGCUUAAUUCUGUUUUACACUUUCCUUGAAUGCUGCUUUCACCAAUGGGAAGGAAUAAUUCCCAUUUCAGCUUAUGUUAUAAAAGCUAUCUAAUGAUUUGAUAUCACUCCAUACUUUACACACCCACAACCCAGCACACACUGGCUUCAGUUCUGUUACAUGAUAUGUUCUCUACAGUGUAGAUGUCACCAGCACACCAUAUGAACCCAUUCAAAUAAUACUUUAGAAUGAAAAGGGAGGGCUUCAGUGUACAAAAAAAUUUUUUUUUCUGGUUUCUUAGAGUGAGUAUGAGGGGCAAAAGAUUUUUUUUCAUAAAACUAAAUUAAAAUUUUAAUAUUUUGGAUAUGAAUUAACCUACAUUUACAUUCUCAGCUUUUGUUCAUAUAGUUUGGAAAUCCUUUAUGUAAGGAAUCACUUUACAGAAUGUCCCCAGAGCAUAAGCAGAUCCAGGAACUCAUCAAACAAUUUUUAAGCAUCUAGUGCAUGAAUGGAGAAUAUCUGAAAUAUAAAUAUUGAAAGGAAAUUGUCCAUGUUUUCUGAGAUUCAAAUAGUAAUUAAAGGGACAAACAUGUAAGCCAAUGACUUAAAUAUAUUUUAAUAUAUACAUAUUUAGGAUAUAUACAUAUAUAUCACCAAGAUGAGUGUCAUUAUAGAAUUGGGCAUAUAGAAAAUAGCCCUGAGGAAACUAUAAUCUGCUUGGCAGUCUGAAAAAGAAACUCUCUAUAGAAGAAAUAGUUAUAUUGUCAGUGUUGGAAAAUAAUUAGAACUUUGACAAGUAGAAGGAACAUGAUAAUCAGAGAAAGGAUGAAAACAUAUACAUAUCUUCUGAAGAGCAUUUAGGGACUAGCCCUAACAACAACUUCUCAAAGUGUCAUUUUUAAGUGAAAAUACUGUCUGCAAGAGUGAGAAUAUUGAUUCUAUAGGAGAAAUAGAGACAACCAUCCACAAUCAUUAUGACCUAAACAAUUUUUCAGACAGAUUACCCUCAGCUCACUUUCUUUUCUCCCUUAUCUCCAACUCCCAAGGACUCCCCCAUAACUCCUUCCUGGAAUCUCCUUGCAAGCUGAAGAGCUUGGAAGGUUGCUAGGCAGUCUUCAUCUUCAUGACAAUGCUGCUUUAUCCUUAUCACAAUGACAUUAGGCCCUUCAAUCUGGUCCUCAUCAGUCUUUACCCAAGGUAUGUGUGGAAAAAGCCACUCCCCCUUCAUCUUGGAAAUAUGAGGCAGUCAUUUCAUCUUGGAGAUACAUACAGUGUAUGAUGUUGAAAAAUUAGGGAAAUAUAGUUAUUUU